This is a messenger RNA of Panonychus citri (citrus red mite), 652 nucleotides long. RefSeq names its product protein ultraspiracle homolog. The transcript has 2 exons. Gene Ontology annotation, molecular function: DNA-binding transcription factor activity; sequence-specific DNA binding; zinc ion binding. Bases 1 to 396 code for a protein of 131 amino acids. Gene Ontology annotation, biological process: regulation of DNA-templated transcription. The record is from RefSeq and is a predicted model, not a curated record. NCBI's taxonomy places the organism in Eukaryota, Metazoa, Arthropoda, Arachnida, Trombidiformes, Tetranychidae.
AUGAAUUUAAACGAAAACAAGUUCAACUUAUUUUCAUUUACUCUUCUAGUUGCCAAUGGUAAUUCUGGAAGUAUUGGAAUACCUGGAACUCCAGGGAUAAAUUCACCCACUCCGAUUACUGGACAAACACCACCAACGUUAACUUAUCCCAUUGGAUUAGGAUCAGGAGGAGGAGGAAUAGGAUUGAAUAACAAUAUAAUCAACAACAACAACAAUAAUAACAAUCCAUUUACUCCUGGUCCACCAAGUAACUCCGUUAGUUUACCAACAACACCGGUCGCCUCUCCUUCACCGACACCGCGAUAUCCUCCUAAUCAUCCUUUAAGUGGAUCUAAACAUCUUUGCUCAAUUUGUGGUGAUCGUGCUUCUGGUAAACACUAUGGCGUUUACAGGUAAUAAUCAAUGAAAAGAAAACAAAGACAAACAAUCAAACCAAGAAAGAGAGAAAGAAAGAGAGAGAGAGAAAGAGAGAAAGACGAUAACGAUGACCAUUGGUCAUUCUGAAGUAAAUUAUAUCCACCGACAGAUCAUUUGGUAACGGUUCUAUGCAACAAUGACUCUAAAUUUAGUUUAAAAAGAAAACUUUUCAAAUAUCAAAUUAAAACAGUUAAACUUGAAGUAAAUGGAUCAUCAAGAAAAAGACACUGAUGAU